Messenger RNA from Aedes albopictus (Asian tiger mosquito), 3208 nucleotides. RefSeq lists its product as uncharacterized. Gene Ontology annotation, molecular function: protein binding. The coding region runs from base 537 to 2843 and encodes 768 amino acids. The transcript is spliced from 5 exons. The record is from RefSeq and is a predicted model, not a curated record. NCBI's taxonomy places the organism in Eukaryota, Metazoa, Arthropoda, Insecta, Diptera, Culicidae. Gene Ontology annotation, cellular component: cytoplasm.
AUUUUCAGAGCAGUCUCGUCGAGUAGCGGACCCACAGCCAGAGAGGUGUGAGUGACAGUCACGACCAGAAGAAAAAGUGAAAAUUUUUUAGUGCAUUCGGAAAAUAUGCACUAAAUUGUGCAAUUUUUGAUCCCCAUUCAAGUGCGAAACCGUGUGCAAAAUGGUGCGAUAGCUUCGGCGUAGCGGGGCGUUUGAUUCGAUCGUGAAAUUGUGCGCAAUUCAAACGAGAAGAAGAUCCGCGGAGGAGUUUUCCCCUGGAAGCAAAGUGCAAAAAAAAGAGUAUCAUUGACCCCUUCCCCCCUUCGGUCGCUGGUCGUCGGCGCGUUACCAUUUUCCGUGUGUGUACAUCUUUUGUGGAGCCCCAGUCUGGUAGUAAGCCAGCCAGCAGCGGUUCAACGGGGUGAGGAAGAGGAGGAGGUGGUGCAGUAGGAGUUAUCCGCGGAGUCGCCGAUAGAGGAAACACGGACAAGCACAAAAAAGGGCAACAGGGCGAAAACAAUCCUAUAAACAGCAUCCGCUAGGCUUCGAUACCAAUCAUGGAUACAACAGAACCCGAUGCCCCGCAGGCAUCAACCUCUGGGGUAGUGAUGUCCCCUUCGACAUCUACCGGUGGUGGCCGGAAGCGUAAGCUGUCCACCGACGAAUGCACCAGUGAACAGCCGAACAUGAAGUUCCUCUCGGUAGAACUGUCCGAUAUCGAGCUCCAGGUAUCGCUGUUGGACCUCAGCGACGAAAUCCUAAUGGAAAUCUUCCUCAACCUGGACAGCAACAGCUUGGUCGCCUUGUCCGAGUGCUGCCUGCGGCUGAACAACUUGGUCAAGGACAAGAAGCUGUGGGUUUCGGCGGACUUUAGUUCAUCCCGAUUGGGUACCCAGGAGCUGCAACGAAAGAUCAAGCAUCUGCAGGCGGAAACCCGCUCGUUGAAGAUCCGGGGAUUGACCAGUUUGUAUCCGCUGGACAAGUGGAAAACUCCAACUUUGACGGCGAACCUGCUGAUGUGGAUCAACAAGUACUGCCCCCAGCUGGAGCACUUCGAAAUUAACGAGGGCUACUUCGACACCAACAAUAUGGCGAUCAUUUCCUUUCCGCCGAGCAUACGAACGUUAGUUUUUCGAAAAUGCGAAGCGGACCGAUCGAUGGCGUCCGAGAUCCGAAUGGGAUUCUUGUCGAAAAUUGAUAGAACUUUGCAAAAGUUGGAAGAACUUACAAUAGAAUACUGCAGUUGGUUCGAUACGCACGAUUUUAUGGCCCUAUCCAAGGUGCCACAUUUGCGCUACUUGAGCUUGCGGGGUUGUGCCAACAUGAAGGAUAGUGUCCCGUAUGCCAGCAUUGCAACCCGAUUUGGUUUUAAGAAAUUAGAGGUUCUAGAUCUCCGCGACACGCCCAUAUCGGAUUCCGACGUGAGCUGCUUCAACAUCGUUCAAUCGUUAAAGGAGCUUCUGCUGGAAUGUCCGGAGUACCUUCGGACCGAACGUGGUCUGAAUGAGUACAACGAGGCGGAACGACAGCGCGUGGAGCAGCUGCGACGAAUAGCCAAUCAGGACAUCAUAAACAUCCGGUACCAUCCGGGAGGCGAAGUGGUGGCCGCAAAUCAGCAGGACAAUGCUCAACCAGCGGCGGCAGCGGAGAAUGUCGCGGAACCGGUUCCACCACCGCGUCCACCACGGCCGCAUUUUCUCGGUGAAGGACGAAACGUUUUCCGUUUCGUCAACAGACAUUUCUUUCCAAACUUGCACGAAAAUGCAGGAGAGAAUCUGAUUCGCUUUAUAAAUCGGGCAGAGCUGGAUCCGGCCGCGGCCAAUGCAAAUCAGCCAGAUCAGCAGCAACAGCAACAACAACCAAACAACAAUAACGAUGCUGCAGUUCCUCCGGCAGGCAACGAAUACCCACCUGGGCAAGUCCCUCUUGUUGAUCCUCCACCGGAAAUCCGCCAACGUCACGUCCGAAUCGUGUACAACCGCCACAACAUCAUUAGGAUUGUUAAUCAUCCGGCGGAGCGGAACAACAACGUAGAAAACAACAACAAUGAUCAGCAACAGCAAGAGAACCAACAACCAAUAGGUCGUCUACCGGUCGAGGUAGCCUAUCAGCAAAUUUUCGAAGCGGGCAAUAGAGAUCGAGUCGAAAAUGGUCCAGUUGGGGGAGGAGCAGCUGCCCCACAAGCCGAGGGAGUUCCUCAAAGAGAAGCAAGACCAGGGGCAGCAGUAGUGGUGGUGGCAAAUGGUCCAGUAGCGGAAGACGAAGAAGCGAAUGUGAAUGCAAACGAGAACCAAAACGGGGAAAAUGGAGAACGGCCAGCUCCGGCAGCGGCACCAGCGGCGGCAGCAGAUGCACGAGAUCCGCCGCCACCGCAACCUCAGGAGGAUGUUAACGUGCGUGUCAUCCUGCACGGAGCCAUUCAGAACAACCAACCGAGGAUGAUGCCCCACGUGAUCAUCGUCAGAGGGGAGAACAACGCCGCAGGAGCAGGUGAGGCAGCCGAUAACAAUCAGCAACGACCGGCCAACGCAUUCUACCAGUAUCUUAACCUAGGUCCUGGCGCUCCCGGACCAAAUUACGUGUCGCUGGUCAGCGAUCGCGGCGUGUGCGCGUACGGUGUCUCCCGGCACGAACUGGGCGGAGCGGCCUUCAUCCGCGAGUACUUCCGGCCAAACAACACCAGCCUGGAGCGACUGUUUGUGCGGAACUACAAACUGGUCACCGAUACCUCGUUGGACCAUCUGGAAUCGGCCGCACCGCACCUGAAGCUGCUGGACGUCACUGGCACUUCGGUCACGGCCCAAGGCGUCCGGCGGUUCCACCUGGCUCGACCCAAUUGUACCAUACUUUCGGACUUUGAAUAGACUCUAGUGUGUUAACUUAGAUUAUAAAAAAAAAAACAUGGAGCAAGCAGCAGGGUAGGACUGUGCGUAAUUCGUUUUAGAGGAGACAAUUUAUAACGAUCUGGAGCCGAACAUUAUUUAAAAUUGAAUUUUAUGAACUAAGUUAUUGAAUUUGAUGACAGGAAGUGAAAUUUCCCGCAAGAAUGACUCGAUUCAAAAUUUAUUUCCUAAGCAAACUACAAAUCAUUUUAGGACUAAGAAGAACAUUUUUAUUUUUAAUAUAUUUUUUAUUUUACAAAGCAAAAACUUAUACAUGAAAUACGCCACUAAAUUAUCCUAGAAUCAUUACAAUGAUUGAAAAAUAAAUGUGCAGUAUUUAAAGAAAA